Messenger RNA from Paramacrobiotus metropolitanus, 2231 nucleotides. RefSeq lists its product as uncharacterized. Bases 272 to 1924 code for a protein of 550 amino acids. The transcript is spliced from 4 exons. Lineage: Eukaryota; Metazoa; Tardigrada; Eutardigrada; Parachela; Macrobiotidae. The record is from RefSeq and is a predicted model, not a curated record. Gene Ontology annotation, biological process: proteolysis. Gene Ontology annotation, molecular function: zinc ion binding; metalloendopeptidase activity.
ACAGUGGAGAUGCCGGUGCCAAACAGUUCUUUGUGGCCUCUUCAUUGAAAAGCAGUUUAUGCCCGGUUUAUUAUUAAUACGGUAACUUAACUGACAUUAUUUCUUAAUGGUAAUUUGCUAGUAAUUUCAUAAAAAUAUCACUACCCUGAAAGUGUAUUUCAUUGGCGGAUUGAUAAACGUCCCAUUUGCCUUUGUCGCCUGUGCAGCUGCUGGGGAAUAAAAUACAUAAAUAGUAAUCUUUCUCCAAAAUCGCUACCGAGUAAACUGAAGAAUGGACUGCAGGAUAAUCUUUAUUUCGCUACUGAUCGGCUGGAUACAGCAUCCGUAUUACGUCAGAGCGUCCAAACUUCCUUCAGAUUGGCGCAAUCUGAUCGAUCCCUCUGUUGCGGCGCCCUUCAAUGCCUCAUCAGCCGGUGAUAUUAUCUCCGAACCGGACAGUCCGGGUGCUUUCGGGAUCUACGCCGCUCAGACCGGGCAGAUGCAGGCGUAUAAUUACUGGCCGACACCCAAUGCCAUCCCUUAUGUAAUUUAUUCCGGAUUCGAUUUCACCAGUCGCCGUCUGAUCGAAACCGCCAUGCGUACCAUCGAGCGCCGGACAUUUUCGUGUGUGGCAUUUAAGGAACGCACAGAUGAAGAGGAAUAUAUUUCGUUGUAUCCCGGACGUUGUUGCGAAGCUGAUAUCGGCCGCGUUCCCGGCUACCCCACCCGCAUCCGCCUGGCACCCUUCUGCAUGACCCCCGGCGUCAUCCAACACGAACUCCUCCACGCCCUGGGCCUCUUCCACGAGCAGAACCGACCGGAUCGCGACGACCACAUAGCCAUCUACACUGACCACAUCCAGCCAGGUCGCUACGACCCCAACUUCGUCAAACUACCGCAUCUGCCCACCCACGGGACGCAGUACGACCUCCUAUCCCUCAUGCACUACGGACCGUUCGAUUUCGCCGUCUCACAAGGUACCCCGGUCAUCCUCCCGAAAACCGGGACCCGGAAACCCAUUAAGAUGGGACAACGCGAGGGACUCAGCAUCCUUGAUGUCGCCAAACUGCAGAUCGCGUACAACUGCGCCCUCCAAGAUCUCCCAUCGGAUUCUUCAACAGCGACGUGUUCCAGCGUAAUCCCGGAACCCUUUCCCAAGUUCUCCACGCAACGGAUGACCGCUGCCCAGUGCCGUGCGCAGUUCUCGGCUAAUUGUCGCAACGCGGAAACGACGAAGGACUCCUGCAUGUCGCAAAAGGCGUUGUCCAUCUCCUGCACACCCAACGCCACCGCAACUGAAGUGCGCACCAUCGCCACGGGUCUCGCCAACGGUCUCCUGCGGGCGGUGGCCGUGGUCGUUCACGACGGUCGCCAAACCGUCGCCAGCAAUUUCCAGCCAAUCAGAAAACAGGUCGUCGUACUGGAGAUACUGCACUGUCGCCGCUCGCGCACCACGGGGCAGUUAUCAGACCUAAACUUCCCGUUUCUUCUGGAAUUUGCUUUGACAUCCUGCAGCCAACUGGACAUUCAGCGUGGUGAUUUCCGCGUCAACCGCUGGCUGCGGAUGAUCACCCUGGAGAACUCGACGAUCCGGACGAUGGAGGAAGACACGUUCAGCGACCUGCCGGCACUGCGAUUACUAGCGCUGGAGUUCUCCGUGGAUAUGAUGACGGAGUUCCGUGCCGAGACGCAGGAGUAUAUACGGCGCCUGCACUGUGACUGCCGGUGGGCGUGGUUUCGGCGCUGGUGGCGGAAUAACCUAGCGCUAUUGCGCAACGCUAGCGACAGUGAGAUCUACCGUAUCCCGGGGUCUUUCGGCAAUGUGGAGAUUCCCAAAGAGGCGAUCUACGUCCCGAUUAACUGCGCGGCCCAACCGUUUCCCAGUAGUCCCAAGCAGAUUAAUUUCACAAGGGUGGAGUAUUCCAUCAAUGAUAAAUGUGACUGAGGUCUGAGAAGAUUGUGUACUAUUGCGACUCAGCGCAAUCAUUUAUAAACGCAUUUAAAGAGAACUAUGAUGCAAGUGCUAAACACACUGCACGACAUACUUCUUCUUCCAUGUUAUUCAUGGAAUUCUUUAAUGUAUCCUGCUCAUCCCCGAACCAUGUCCUGCUUGUUCUUAACGUACUUAGCGUGUGCACUGUAUUCAUUAGUGUUUCUCGGAUGCAGUAAAUAGAAAGUAUUAUUGGUGUUUUAUUCUGCUGGUGUCGGAUAAUUAUAAAGAUAAAUCCUUUAUUGUUCACAAAGUUCUCCAU